Messenger RNA from Danio rerio (zebrafish), 2293 nucleotides. Lineage: Eukaryota; Metazoa; Chordata; Actinopteri; Cypriniformes; Danionidae. The record is from RefSeq and is a predicted model, not a curated record.
AAAUGUUUUUUUGUUUGUUUGUUUUUUAGUUUCCUUCUAUCAUAGUAUUCAUCAGCACAGCAGCAUGUGUAGCACAUGGGAAAGUUUCCACUUCAAGACGUUCGAUGGGGACAUUUAUCAGUACCCAGGCUUGUGCGAGUAUAACCUGGUGUCGGACUGCACAUCAAAACAGUUUUCGGUUGAUGUGAAAAGAACCCAAACCAGCAGUGGCCCAAAGAUCAGCAGGAUCGUGGUUAGCAUCAAUGGCAAAAUGUUUUCAAUCAGCGAAAACAACGUCAUGAUCGAUGAUCAAAUUACAAAGCUGCCCGUGUAUGAAUCAGGGAUCCUUAUAGAAGAGAACACAAUCUACACCAAUAUCCGAUCCAAAACAGGCCUGACCGUCAUGUGGAGCAAAGAUGGGGCAGUCACGGUCGAGCUGGACAAUAAAUAUCAAAAUAAAACCUGUGGAUUGUGUGGUAAUUUCAACAGGAUUCGUGAUGAGUUUAUAACAGGAAACACAGAAAAAAUAGGCUACAUUGAAUUUGGGAAUAAGCACAAAGUUUUCAACCCAAUGGAAUUUUGUGAAAAUCCUUCUGAGACAGAUGAAAAGAACAACUGGAAAGCUAUUUGCGGAAGUUAUCAAGCAGAUUGUGAAGAGCUUUUCAGGGCUAAAGCCUGGUCCUCUUGUGCCAUGAGCUAUCAUCCAUAUGUAGAUGCAUGUGUGUAUGAUAGAUGCUUCAGCAAGUCCUCUUCACUCUGUGCGACUCUGUCUGAAUAUUCACGCCAGUGUUCACGUAAUGGAGGAACUCCAUCAACCUGGAGAACAAAAGACUUUUGUGCUGUGACAUGCCCUUAUAAUACGGUACAUUUUGAGAGCGGCUCUCCCUGCAUAGACACAUGCUCGAGUGAAAACACAAACACCCAGUGUGAGGAGCACAAUAUCGAUGGCUGCUUCUGCCCACCAGGAACUGUGUUUGAUGACAUCUUAAACAUGGGAUGCAUCCCACGGGAACAAUGUCACUGCAAGCACGACCGCAUCUACAAACCACAAGAAGAACUACAUGAAGUAGGGCAAGACUGUGUGUGUCAGAAUGGAAAAUGGAACUGUAAAAUAAAACCUGUUCUCGGCCGGUGCUCAGUAGAGGAAGGAUCUCACUUCACCACCUUCGAUGGGCAGGAAUUCACUUUCCAUGGAGACUGUACCUAUGUGCUCUCAAAAGACUCUGUAGGGUCAAAGUUCAUCAUAUUGGGUCAGAUUUCACCUUGUGCCUCCCUUAUUUAUGACACCUGCUUAAAAUCCAUAGAUGUGAUAUUUAACAGUGACACUGUCAAUCGCCUGGUGAUUUCUGAAGAUGGGACAGUAAAACACAAUGCAGCAGUUUUACUUCCAUACACUCCAGCUUCACGUCAAUUCGUUGUGUUCAGUCCAUCAUCGUUCUACAUCCUGAUUGAUACAAACUUUGGGCUGCGAGUGUUGGUACAGCUGGUGCCUCUCAUGCAGGUGUACAUCACCAUGGAUAAGAGAUUCCAGGGCAAGACUCAUGGUCUCUGUGGAAACUUUAACAAGGUGUUGGCUGAUGAUAUGAAGACCCCUCAAGGAUUGGUGGAGGGUACAGCGGUUUCCUUCGCAAACGCCUGGGAGGUUGAAACAAACUGUCGUUCUGAUAAAUCCGUCAUCCCCUGUUCCCACAACAGUGUCAGUGAGAACUAUGCUGAGCACUGGUGCUACAAGAUAAUGGACAAGAGUGACGUUUUUGCCCAAUGCCACAGCAAAGUCAACCCAGAAAGCUACUACAAAAGAUGCAAAUACGCCAGCUGUACCUGUGAGAGGAGUGAGGACUGUCUGUGUGCUGUGUUUUCCUCAUAUGUCCAUGCCUGUAUGAUUAAAAAUGUAACACUUGAAGGAUGGAGAGAAAACGUGUGUGGCAAGUAUAUACAGAACUGCCCAGCACCACAGAGAUACUUCUAUUACCUGAAGAGCUGCCAGCCUACCUGUCUUUCUCUUUCCUCUGAGCACACAAGCUGCAAAGAAGACUUUGUCCCUGUUGAUGGAUGUGCGUGUCCAGAUGGACUCUACAAGGAUCAGGAUGGACAGUGUGUACCAAUUGAAAAAUGUCCAUGUUACGGCAUGGGAAAGAUAGCCCAACCUGGCACAUCUAUCGACAUUAAUGGUCAAUACUGGUAAGUGAUUGCGAAAUAGUUUUAAGCAUUUAAAUGUGUUUGAAAUGUACACUUUGCAAACAAAAUCUAAUUCUUUAAAUCUUGCUCUAGUGUUUGUGUGAAUGGGGUGUUACACUGCGAGUCUGAGAAACCC